Molecule: messenger RNA, 3015 nt
Organism: Stegastes partitus (bicolor damselfish)
Lineage: Eukaryota; Metazoa; Chordata; Actinopteri; Pomacentridae
Gene: vill
Product: villin-like
Exons: 19
Coding region: 1-2670 (889 amino acids)
Biological process (GO): actin filament severing; actin polymerization or depolymerization; cytoskeleton organization
Cellular component (GO): cytoplasm; actin cytoskeleton
Molecular function (GO): phosphatidylinositol-4,5-bisphosphate binding; actin filament binding
Source: RefSeq, a predicted model, not a curated record
AUGAGCAGCGACAAUAAAGACGCCUUUCGAAAUGUCAGCCGAAAACCAGGCCUGCAGAUUUGGACCAUCAAUGACAUGCAAAUGGCUCCGGUUCCAACCCAAGGCUUUGGCAACUUUUUCGAAGGGGACUGUUACAUUGUUCUAUAUAUAAAACAGAACAGGGGAUCUAGCCAGUCUAUUGACAUCCACUACUGGAUAGGAAAGACCUCCUCUCAGGAUGAACAAGGCUGCGCGGCCAUCUACGUCACCCAGCUGGAUGAGUACCUGGGCGGGAGUCCGAUCCAGCACCGGGAGGUUCAGGGCUGGGAGUCGCCUCGGUUCAAGAGCUACUUCAAAAAUGGCCUGAUCUACAAGAGGGGCGGAGUGGCCUCGGGUUUUAACCAUGUUGACACAAACGUCUACAACGUGCUGCGAUUGAUGCACGUCAAAGGGAGGAAGCAUGUCACAGCAACAGAGGUGGAGGUGUCGUGGAACAGCUUUAACAAUGGAGAUAUAUUUCUCCUGGAUGUGGGGAAAGCCAUCGUGCAGUGGAACGGCCCCCAGAGCAACAGGAGGGAGAAGCUCAAGGCAGUCCUGUUGGCUCAGGACAUCCGUGACAGGGAGCGAGGGGGUCGUGCUCAGAUUGGCGUUGUAGAGGGCGCAAGUGAGCGGGACUCACCGGAGCUGAUGAACGUCUUGACGGCUGUUCUUGGCCCAAAGCCCGCGCAGCUGAAGGCCGCCACUUCUGAUGAGCCAUCCAACAUGGCGCAGAACAACAACGUCAGGCUCUACCAUGUUUUUGAAAACGGUGGGAAUCUCGUGGUUCAAGAAGUGGCCAUUCAGCCUCUAACACAAGACCUGCUGCGCUCCAAUGAUUGUUAUAUCUUGGACCAGAAAGGUUCCAGUGUGAUGGUCUGGAAAGGCAAACAGGCCUCCGCGGCAGAACGACGAGAAGCCCUGAACAGAGCAGUGGGCUAUAUCAAAACCAAAAACUACCCACCCAACACCAGUGUGGAGGUGAUGGCAGAGGGAGGAGAGUCUGCAAUGUUCAAACACUUGUUCAAAUCCUGGAGCGACAAAGGACAAACUCACGGCAUGGGCACCACCUAUAGCGUCGGAAAGAUAGCUAAGGUUGACCAAGUGAAGUUCGAUGUGAUGGACCUCCAUGCACGUCCUGAGCUGGCAGCACAGCAGCGCAUGGUGGACGAUGCUUCUGGAGACGUUAAGGUGUGGCGCAUUGAGAAUUUGGAACUUGCCGAAGUAGAUCCGAGUACAUACGGACAGUUCUAUGGAGGAGACUGCUAUUUGGUGCUGUAUUCAUAUAAAAGAUCGGGCCAGCUGCAACACAUCCUCUACAUGUGGCAGGGACGUCAUGCCACUACGGAUGAGAUCACAGCAUGCGCCUACCAGGCUGUCAAUGUUGAUAACAAGUACAAUGGAGCCCCGGUGCAGGUCAGAGUGGUCAUGGGAAAGGAGCCUCGCCAUUUCCUGGCUAUUUUCAAAGGCAAACUCAUCAUCUUUGAGGGAGGUACGGGUCGACGUGGUGUGGUUAACCCCGACCCUGGUGCCAGGCUUUUCCAGGUGAGAGGGACCAGUGAGCUGAACACUAAGGCCACUGAAGUGCCGGCGAGAGCCUCCUCUCUCAACACCAACGACGUGUUCUUGUUGAAGACUGACACAAAAUGCUACCUGUGGUACGGGAAGGGCUGCAACGGGGAUGAGAGGGUGAUGGGGAGAGCCAUCUCUGAUGUGCUGUCCAGGCAGGACAAGCAGGUGGUGAUGGAGGGCCAGGAGAAAGCUGAAUUCUGGGUAGCUUUAGGUGGAAAGGCUCCAUAUGCCAGCGAUAAGAGACUGCAGAUCGAGACGCCGCGUCACAGUCCCCGGCUGUUUGAAUGCUCCAAUCAGACGGGUCGGUUUAGGAUGACGGAGGUGGACGACUUCGACCAGAUUGACCUGGACGAAGAGGAUGUGAUGCUGCUGGACACCUGGGAGGAGAUUUUCUUGUGGAUCGGACACUUGGCCAAUCAGUCCGAGACCAAAGACGCGUUGAACAGCGCACAGGAGUACCUGAGGUUCCACCCAGCGGGCCGUGACCCCGACACACCCAUCAUCUCUGUCAAACAGGGAUAUGAGCCGCCCACUUUCACUGGUUGGUUCAACGCAUGGGAUCCUCAUAAGUGGAGCGGAGGAAAAUCCUAUGAGGAAUUGAAAAAAAAGCUGAGUGAUGCAGAAUCUCUCGCACAGAUCACUGUAGGCCUGAACCUCACUACUGUGGAUAAGGGUUCUCCGGGGUUUGGUGGGGGUAGCUACAGGGCUCCAGGGGGCCCCGUGAGCUCCCCUCCACUCUACAGGGUCCACGGGAUUGGUCAGUCCCCCGGACACUCUGGCCCCUCCAGCCCGUCCACCCCAAGAACUCCGUCAUUCCCAAGAACCCCAUCGUCCCCAAAAACCCUGUCCUCUGUGUCCAUGGCCUGGUCGUCGGCGAGUAGCGGCCAGGGGACGUAUCUGAACCCAGAGCUCCUCGUAAACAUGCCUCCCACCGACCUACCGGACGGAGUGGACCCCACCCAGAAGGAGGACUACCUGUCCGAUGUGGACUUCGAGAACCUGCUCGGCACAACUCGCGCAGACUUCCACCGCCUGCCCAAGUGGCGUCAGAGCGACUUGAAGAAGAAAGCAGGACUUUUCUGAGAAGAAUCCAACGCCGUAAAGAGAAGCGCUGAGAAAGUCAAAACCAAACUCUAAGCUGUUGUUGAGAGAAAAAAGAAAUUCUGCCAAUAUUUUCAAAGCAUCUGCCAAGUUAUUGUGAUUACAAGUGUUUUACAGACUUAGCCUAUAAACAGGAUUGUGAUAUGAAGAAUCUAAUUUAAAGGACAUACCUGACACUUUCCUUUGAGAUUAUUUUUAAUUGUGCUGCUUUUUAUUUAACUGUAUUUUUCAAUGUUUUAAGCUAAUCAUAUUAAGCGAUGCUACACAUCCUCACAUGUCAUGGGUAAAUUAAUCAUCUUAUAUAAUGAAGAAACACAGGAAACCUUC